Messenger RNA from Arabidopsis arenosa, 722 nucleotides. The record is from the annotation of a GenBank genome assembly. Lineage: Eukaryota; Viridiplantae; Streptophyta; Magnoliopsida; Brassicales; Brassicaceae.
CUUCUGUUUCAAAAUCUUUGUUAGUGUGGAGGUUGCUGCUACUAAACUCAGUUUCAUAGUUAAAGAGAAGUUAUCACAGAGUUACAAUGGUUCCGAAUAAGCCAUGCCAUCUAUUGAAUACAACAGUAGUUACUGUUGAUGUUUUCAAUUUCAGAGAACUUGAAACCUUCUGCUUCAUAGUCUCCAUCUCCAUCUGUGAGGUUAUCUAUGCAUAUGGAUUCCAUGGAAUGGGAGAGAAGGCAAUGGAGCUAUUCAAGGAAAUGAGUAGUGGUAACUCAGUGAUGGAACAAAACAAGAGCACUUUCAUAAGCCCAUUGUCAGCUUGUAGCCACUCUGGGUUUAUAAAUGAAGGGAAGCUGAAAGAAGCUUAUAAGUUCAUCACAGGGAUUGGUGAGCCACAAAAAGCAGGUGUGUGGGGAGCUUUGUUGAGCGCUUGUAACUAUCAUGGGGACACAAAGUUGGGAAAAGAAUUUGCAGAAGUUUUGUUUGAAAUGGAACCACACAAUGCAUCUUAUUACAUCUCGUUGGCGAAUACUUAUGUUGGGUUGGGAGGUUGGGAUGAAGCUGUACGGCUACGGAAGAUGGUGGAGGAUAAUUCAGUGAAGAAGCUUCCUGGUUACAGUGUUAGUGUUGGAUAGUGCUUCUUGAAGAUUUCCUAUAUCAGUUAUUAGUUUAGAGAGGCUGUGUAAGAAUCAAGAAAAUAAUAUAACAAUAAUAGAUUC